This is a messenger RNA of Meloidogyne enterolobii, 251 nucleotides long. NCBI's taxonomy places the organism in Eukaryota, Metazoa, Nematoda, Chromadorea, Rhabditida, Meloidogynidae. The record is from the annotation of a GenBank genome assembly.
UCUGAUUCAUGAAUCCAUUCUCUUUCUGGGUACCCAAUAAAUUUAACAAGUAUAUCAUAUGUUCCAUCAUCUCUUUUCUUUUUCCGGAUAACUUUCUCUAUGCGGUACUCUGUUGCCGCAUCUUUUCUUACUCUAGACAAUUCAUCUUCAUAAAAGGAACCUUUGAAUUUUUCCCCUUUAUCGUCACGCAAUUUAUAUAAUAUAGGAUUUACAUGAUUUUUAACCUUUUCCACCUCUAAUAUUUCAUCUCC